Messenger RNA from Apis florea (little honeybee), 1483 nucleotides. It is a transcript of the gene RagC-D, whose product is annotated as Ras-related GTP binding C/D. Gene Ontology annotation, biological process: negative regulation of autophagy; cellular response to starvation; positive regulation of TORC1 signaling. Gene Ontology annotation, cellular component: lysosome; nucleus; Gtr1-Gtr2 GTPase complex. Gene Ontology annotation, molecular function: GTP binding; GTPase activity. NCBI's taxonomy places the organism in Eukaryota, Metazoa, Arthropoda, Insecta, Hymenoptera, Apidae. The record is from RefSeq and is a predicted model, not a curated record.
UAUCGUCGAUGAUUCAAUUUACUAUAUUCGAUGAUGAUGAUCAAUAUCAAGCUAGUUAUGAUGUAGGUUCUUUUCCUAAAGACUUUGGAUAUGCCCCAUUUGAUGGAGAAACAGAAGGAUCUAUAGAUCCUUUAGCAGGAGAACAAAAACCUAGAAUAUUAUUAAUGGGUCUUCGAAGGAGUGGAAAGUCAUCAAUACAAAAAGUAGUUUUUCAUAAAAUGUCACCAAAUGAAACAUUAUUUCUGGAAAGCACAAAUAAAAUUAUUAAAGAUGAUAUAAGUAACUCUAGUUUUGUUCAAUUUCAAAUUUGGGACUUUCCAGGACAAAUUGACUUUUUUGAUCCUACUUUUGAUAGCGAUAUGAUAUUUGGUGGUUGUGGAGCUUUAGUUUUUGUUAUUGAUGCUCAAGAUGAUUAUAUGGAAGCACUUAAUAAACUUCAUUUAACAGUUACAAAAGCAUAUAAGGUUAAUCAAGCAAUAAAAUUUGAAGUAUUCAUACAUAAGGUUGAUGGUUUAUCUGAUGAUUGCAAAAUGGAAACACAAAGGGAUAUACAUACUAGAGCAAAUGAUGAUCUUGCAGAUUCUGGAUGUGAUCAAAUACAUCUAAGUUUUCAUUUAACAUCUAUAUAUGAUCAUAGUAUAUUUGAAGCAUUUAGCAAAGUUGUACAAAAAUUGAUACCACAGUUACCAACUCUAGAAAAUUUACUUAACAUACUCAUAUCAAAUUCUGCAAUUGAAAAGGCAUUUUUAUUUGAUGUAGUAUCUAAAAUUUAUAUUGCAACUGAUAGUUCUCCUGUAGAUAUGCAAAGUUAUGAACUUUGUUGUGAUAUGAUUGAUGUUGUUAUUGAUGUAUCUUGCAUAUAUGGUUUAAGAGAAGAUUUAGAGGCUGCAGCAUUUGAUAAUCAAAGUUCUAGCUUAAUCACUAAUAAUGGAACAAUUUUGUAUUUAAGAGAAGUUAAUAAAUUCUUGGCUUUAGUUUGUAUUUUGCGCGAAGAUAAUUUUGAUAGACAAGGUGUAAUUGAUUAUAACUUUCUUUGUUUUCGUAAAGCUAUACAACAAGUUUUUGAAUUGCGUAAUAAAGCAUUGACUACUGCAAAUAUUAAUAAUCAUUCAACACCAUCUAUUAAUUUAAGUGAAACUGUAAAUGCUCCUACAGUGUCACAAAGUGGAACAAUGGGACAAAACGGUACUGUUGUAAAUGCACAGAGUUUUGCGCAAAAUAGAAUUUUUCUUUAAAUGUUUGAGUAAAUAGAAUUUUUCUCUUUACAUAAUGCUAAUAAGAUAUUGCAAUCAUGUUAUUCAUAACUUAAUUUUAUAAAUAUUUACUUACUACAAGAUGUAUUUAUUUUAUUAUUUCUUACCAAUUUUUUUAAUGAAAUUAAAUUACAGAAAUAUGUAUAUACAUAUAUAUAUAUAUAGUGUAAGAUGUAUAUAUAUGUAUAUAUACAUACAAUUGUAUAUUAAAAUAAAUUAUUUCCAAAUAC